This is a messenger RNA of Pygocentrus nattereri (red-bellied piranha), 3182 nucleotides long. It is a transcript of the gene serinc2, whose product is annotated as serine incorporator 2. The coding region runs from base 75 to 1451 and encodes 458 amino acids. Lineage: Eukaryota; Metazoa; Chordata; Actinopteri; Characiformes; Serrasalmidae. The transcript is spliced from 10 exons. The record is from RefSeq and is a predicted model, not a curated record. Gene Ontology annotation, cellular component: membrane.
UUUCGGCUCACCCGGAGUCCUCUUCCUCGUUCGGCGCAGUCUGAGGAGUUUGUUGUGGUCGUGUUUGUGUGGAAAUGGGGGCUUGUAUGGCUUUGUGUUCUCUUGCGAGCUGCGCCUCGUGUCUGUGCGGCUCGGCUCCGUGCCUCCUGUCAGGAUGUUGCCCUUCCACUUACAACUCCACCUUAACUCGCCUGGCCUUUUCCUUCUUUAUGCUGCUGGGGACAUUGGUGUCCAUCAUCAUGAUUAUGCCUGGUAUGGAGGCUCAGCUGGAAAAGAUUCCUGGGUUUUGUGAAAAUGGCGCUUCCGUACCUGGUCUCCAUGGGAAGGUGAACUGCAGUAUAAUGGUGGGCUAUAAGUCAGUGUACAGGAUGUGUUUCGCUAUGGCCUGCUUCUUCUUCCUCUUCUCCAUGAUCAUGAUCCGAGUGCGCAGCAGCAAGGACCCGCGGGCCGCCUUUCAGAACGGGUUCUGGUUCUUCAAGUUCCUGAUACUGGUUGGCAUAACUGUAGGGGCUUUCUUCAUUCCUGAUGGGACGUUUAACACAGUGUGGUACUACUUCGGUGUGGUGGGCUCCUUUAUCUUCAUCGUGAUCCAGCUGAUCCUCCUGGUGGACUUCGCUCAUACCUGGAACCAGAGAUGGGUGGAGAACGCAGAGAACGGGAGCAGGUGCUGGUACGCAGCCCUGCUGUCCUUCACUGUCCUGAACUAUGCAUGUGCCUUCGCUGCGAUGGUGCUGUUCUACGUGUUCUACACUCAGCCGGACGACUGCACUGAGCACAAAGUCUUCAUCAGCCUCAACUUCAUCUUCUGCAUCAUCGUGUCUGUGGUCUCCAUUCUCCCUAAAGUUCAGGAAGUCCAACCAAGCUCUGGUCUGCUUCAGUCUUCUCUCAUCUCGCUGUACACCAUGUACCUCACCUGGUCUGCCAUGACCAACAACCCCAACCGUAAGUGUAACCCCAGCCUGCUGCAGCUGGUCAGUAACAACCCCACCACAUCCACCGCCCCCACCCCCACCAUCGCACCCGGGCAGGUACAGUGGUGGGACGCUCAGGGCAUUGUGGGGCUCGUCAUCUUCCUCUUCUGCACUCUGUAUGCCAGCAUCCGCUCGUCCAAUAACUCUCAGGUGAAUAAACUGAUGCAGACGGAGGAGAGCCAGGGCCUGGCGGCGGACGUGGAGACGGCGUCGGACGAGGACGGAGUGAGACGUGCUGUGGAUAACGAGGAGGACGGAGUGACCUACAGCUACUCUUUCUUCCACUUCUGUCUCAUCUUGGCGUCUCUCUACAUUAUGAUGACUCUCACUAACUGGUAUCAGCCAAACUCAGACUACCAGGCCAUGCAGAGCACUAUGCCGGCGGUGUGGGUGAAGGUCAGCUCCAGCUGGCUGGCCCUGGCGCUGUAUCUCUGGACCCUCGUGGCUCCUCUGAUCCUCCCCGACCGAGACUUCAGCUAAACGCCAAAAAUCACGGCAGGUUUCAGCCCACCUGACCUCUCUUCUGCACUUGUAUCUUCUCAGAGAUGGUUUGAGGGGCGAAAUUCAAACUGAAAUCAAAAGCAGAAACCCUGAACACCCCUUUACUUUCAGCCCAGAGGUCCUGGGUUACACACUAAACUCCCUGCCCAGAAACAAACCUGUGAGAAAUUCAGAUGAUUUUUUUUCCACAUUAAAACAGUAUCAGAGGAGCAGAACAUGAACUAGUGCAAGAAGAUCUGCUUUGCUCCUCACAGAGUGUGAAGACGGUGACGCUGGAUGGGCUAAUCUCUGAUAUUAAUCUCAAUCAUAUUUAUUUAGUCUGCGUGUGAAAGGGGUUCUUCAGGGGUUCUUUAAUGAAGAAAAUUGUUCUGUAUAGAGCCAUGAACACUCAAAUUUGAGUUUAACUGUUGUUACGAUGUAAAGCUUAACAGAUUCCAUAUAGAAUCUUUUCAAAAAGGUUCUAUAUAGAACCACCUACAGCACAUUCAUGCACAUUUCCCACCUGAAGAACCCUUUCAUGAUACAAAGAACCUUUUAAUCAUGCAGAGGUUCCUUUGAGUGUUCAUUAUUCUAUAUAGAACCAUUUUCUUUUCUAAAGAACCCUCAAAACCCUUUUUUAAGUAUGCAGCGUUCUGAACUUGAUUUCUGAACUGAAACUGAAUUUUUUCAGGAUUGAUGUAAAACUGAACACCUGAACGUCAAUUUUUAUAUUAAUUUACAUUUUCAGAGAAAGCAGCUUUACUGGCAGAAACAGUUGAAUUUCAGACGUUCAGCUGUACAUCAUCAGCCGUAACAUUCAGUUUCAGACAGAUUCAAUUAGUAACCUUCAAAUUCAGUUUUUUGCAUUCACUCAAAAUUCUAACGGCUUUGGACUUCCAGUUGAACCUGCCUCAGUAAGUAGUUUCACACAGUGGAAGACCUUUACGGGACAGUUAAUUAAUAAUAGUAAUUAAGAUACUGGUAGUGAAUAAAAAAGGAAAACUAGUUUAAAAAGUUAAAAUGACAAAGUUUUAAAAAAUCAAAAUUUUAAGAAAAAUGUUCAUUUUAAUAUUUCACCAGAAAUACUUACGAAGUCCGAUUUUUACAAAAACUGGCCAGUGUUUUGCUGGUGGACCGUGUCUGUUAGUUUUCCACCUCAAUGACAGUGACACACGUACAAAAUAAUAUCAUGUAAGAUUAAUAUCGCUCCUUAACUUUUCAUACUUUGCUUGAUUUUUAGCACUUUGUGGGCGGAGCCUGGACAGGACAAGCGAGCUGAGCGUCUAUACUAAUUGAGUCUAUUGAGUCUAUACUAAAAUCCGCACUCCAGUAUCCGCCCAAAGCUGCCUUUACUCCAGAAAACAAGUAAACAAUCAAGUACACUAGAUUUAUAUGUAUAUGACACUUUAUAUAAUUCUGAUGUCUAUAAAUGAUUACAUGCAAAAUCAAGGGGAAGAGCUUUAUGGCCCCAAAUAUAAUCUUCUGUUUAUGAUGUGAUGUUUGCGCUACGUUCAGUGGACGUCGCUGUUACUCCGGCUGGGUGUUGGUCUUCUUUUAGUCUCUUAUUGAUCCUGAUUCACAUGUAGUCUGUUAAACCUGGACCAAAGAGAAGCAGGUGCCUUUACUUUUUCUCAGGAGAGCUGUUUGUUUUAUACUGAUGUCGCUUUUGUACUUUGCACAUUUUCUCUUUCAGAUCAUAUGAAAGCUUAUCAAUAAAGAGUUUUACCCGUA